This is a messenger RNA of Seriola dumerili (greater amberjack), 2903 nucleotides long. It is a transcript of the gene tmem117, whose product is annotated as transmembrane protein 117. Lineage: Eukaryota; Metazoa; Chordata; Actinopteri; Carangiformes; Carangidae. The record is from RefSeq and is a predicted model, not a curated record. The transcript has 8 exons. The coding region runs from base 405 to 1967 and encodes 520 amino acids. Gene Ontology annotation, biological process: intrinsic apoptotic signaling pathway in response to endoplasmic reticulum stress.
GUUGGGCACAUUGCGUUACACUGAUGCCCCUGCUGUGUGGACCCAGAAAUCUCCAUCCUCUCCACCGCAGCAGCAGCAGCGUCCCAUCCACAGCCCAGGAACUGCACCGUCCGGCGGGAACCCGCUGACGAAGCACCGCCUGGCUGAGCUAUCCCGCCCGGCGCAUGGACGGUCCAGCACAAUGGCAGAGGAUUUGGGGGUGCCUCUGUCGUAUACCAACAACAGGUCGCAUGGAUAAUCCCUCUACAACCCUCCCGUAUCAUCCAGUGUUUGGGAUGAUUAGAGCGCCGCUGUCGGCUUGAUGUGGCAGGAGAGCCGUGCGGGAGCGGGGCUCGUCGUCCUGGCUGUCGACUGAGAGGAAAACGGCGUGGAGCAGGUGUAGUGUGGCUGGGGGGCUCAGCAGGAUGGAAAUAGAUGCCCGUUUCCGCUACUAUUUCCAGCAUCCAUGGUCGCGCCUCAUCGUGGCCUACCUUGUCACCUUCUUUAACUUCCUCGUCUUUGCCGAGGACCCCGUCUCUCACAGUCAGACGGAGGCUCAUAUGAUUGUGGUGGGCAACUGCUUCUCCUUCUUGUUCAACAAGUAUCCUGGCCUCGGAUGGAACAUCCUGAAAGUAGUGUGCUGGAUACUGGCCAUCAUCACUGGCCUGUUAGCCGGGAAGUUUAUAUUCCACCGCCAGCUCUUUGGUCGAUACCUGCGCCUGAAAAUGUUCCGCGAGGAUCAUGGCUCCUGGAUGACCAUGUUCUUCAGCACCAUCCUCUUCCUCUUCAUCUUCUCACACAUCUACAACCUUUUCCUGCUGAUGGCUGGGAGCAUGGAGCCUCACAUGGUGACAGAGUACAUGGGCAUCAGGAAUGAGAGUUUUAUGAAGAUUGCUGCAGUGGGGACGUGGAUGGGAGACUUUGUCACUGCUUGGAUGGUGACAGAUAUGAUGCUCCAGGAUCAGCACUACCCAGACUGGGGCAAAGCAGCCAGGAGAUUCUGGAAACAAGGCAACAACCGGAUUGUUCUCUUCUGGACAGUGCUCAUCUCUCUGACGUCAGUGGUGGUUCUGGUCAUCAGUACCGACUGGAUCAGCUGGGACAACCUGAACCGUGGCUUCCUGCCCAGCGAUGAGGUCUCCAGAGCUUUCCUGGCCUCCUUCAUCUUGGUCUUCGACCUUCUCAUUGUCAUGCAGGACUGGGAGUUCCCUCACUUCAUGGGUGACCUGGAUAUGAAUCUACCAGGAAUGUCAACAACACACGUGAAGGUCAAGCUUCCUGUCUGCAAGCGUGUCUUUAAAGAGGAGUACCACAUUCAUAUCACAGGUAAGUGGUUCAACUAUGGAAUCAUCUUCCUUGUGCUGAUUUUGGACCUUAACAUGUGGAAGAACCAGAUCUUCUACAAGCCCUACGAGUACGGUCAGUAUGUGGGGCCUGGGGAGAAGAUCUUCACGGUGGAGGAGCCAGAAACACUCAGGAACUUCAACCACAGCACGCUCACGUACGAGUGGCGCUCCACCAACAUCGAUCCCAGCACCAACCUGAGCUACGUGGAGAGGGACAUGUUCCUCCACAGCCGCUACAUCGGAGCCAGCCUCGACGUCAAGUGCCUGGCCUUCAUCCCGAGCCUGGCGGCGUUCGUCCUCUUCGGGUUCUUCAUCUGGCUGUUCGGGCGAUUUCAGGACAGUGAGACCUUCACGGAAAACCAAGACAAAACGUACGAGAGGAUAAAGAGGAAGUCGCCGUCGGAGUACAGCAAGGACAUGGGUGUGACGCCGGAGGAAACGCACGUGACCGUGAGUGACGGUCUGAAACGAUCGGGAACGCCCAUGCUGCUCUCCGUGGACGGGCCAAAUUUCGGAGCGACGCCCUCCACGAACUCGACUAUUUCCAUGGAAACCCAAGAGACGCACCCGAGCAUUGUGAUUGACAGUGCAGCGCAGGAGGAACCUGCAGUCUCUUUUGAUGUCCACAAACUCUCUCCGUGACCUUAUGAACUUCUGAGACUUUGAACUACAUAACUGCGGACUGGUUGAGGUUGAGAGUUCGUCAAUAUGCCGAAUUGUUGCUUUUCUUCGGAUGACAUCAAGCUGCAACAGAAAGUUGUUUGAAGCAACUUGUCAUGAGAUUCAUGAGAAGGACAAAGUGAUACUCACCAAGCUAAUGCAAUGGCUAUUGCAGUUGUAUUGAUAUAUUUUUCUAAACCAACCUUUGUAAGAGGCACUGAUUCCAAUAACAAACAUGUUUUACAACAGAAUGCAAACACUUAAUGGUGCUCGCUCCAAUUUUUUGCAUUUUCAUAACUCAAUUUUGUCAUGGUAAACUAUUUUGGUGCCUACAUGAGAGGAGUAUUUCUACAGCUGUGACACUGCAGUAUCACACCAGUGUCACAGCUACAGUAGUGCCUUGAUAUUUCUUAUGUUGAGAUACAGACAGAAACACAUUCUGACAGUCUAUGCUACUAUAGGCAACACAAUGGAAGCUGUCUUAGUUAUGGUCUGCUAUAUUAAUGUUUUAUAUAUGCUUUCAUAUCAUACUGUACGGACAAUUGUUACCUCAUUUGAUCGUCAGACUUUAUCAUAUUAAUUUAUGCUUGUGUGACGUCUCUCUUACUCCAUUUUUAAAUGUGUCACUCUUGUUGAAAUGAUAUGAUUAUGAACAUCAAUAUAUGUUGAUGACCUGCUCAUAUCCCCUCACUUGAUAUUAGUGGCAGAGAUAAUAAAUGCAAUCAGCAGAGAUCAAAUAGCAAACCAAUGAGCCACCUCAUGAUUACUUAUGUGGCUGCCGCACCUCCACUGAAUACCAACAGAGUCAAAAAGGUGGUUUUGCCCUUGGCAUAAACAUGCCAUUGAAGUGCAGGGGAGGCUCCUGCUCCAAAGCUCAGGGCUUCUUUAUGUCUAGAUAAACCUUGAAAGUUUUAGAAG